Messenger RNA from Colletotrichum spaethianum, 1074 nucleotides. Its product is annotated as actin patches distal protein 1. NCBI's taxonomy places the organism in Eukaryota, Fungi, Ascomycota, Sordariomycetes, Glomerellales, Glomerellaceae. The transcript is spliced from 2 exons. The record is from RefSeq and is a predicted model, not a curated record. The coding region runs from base 1 to 1074 and encodes 357 amino acids.
AUGGCGUCUGCAUUCAAAUCAUUCGUUUCCAGCGCCAAGAAACUCGCACUUGGCACCACCCACGGCGUGCCGGCGCUCGAACUGUUUCCCAAGACGGACCCCGCCGUCGAUGGCGAUGAUUGCGACCAUGACUGUGAAAGCUGUCAUGUCAAGUACCCGAAAGGCUUCAAGAUUGACGAGAGCGACGAGCUGUACGGCCACGUCAAAGGAUGGAGCACCCACGCCCUCGUUGCGACGGGUAAGAGCGAUUGGGUAAGGGACGUUGCGGACGAGAAGGGCAGUGUGAUGGAGGCCAUUGGCAAGGCCGCGUCACCUAGCAAUGGAAAGCUGAUGCUGUCCGCUUCCAACAUUCCUACCCCGACACACUCGAGCAACUACUCUGAACCCACGACCGUCCUCCUGCUUCCCGCGUUCGUCAUAAUUGACCACGUUACCCCGAAGCGCGUCCCCGAGCUGAUCACUGAGUUCGUUGACAAGGCGCCGACGAACGACUCCCCUCUCGCGCCCCUCACUCUUCCCACAUCCGUUGCCGUGACCGCAUCCAAUGGCACCGCAACAGACGCUGCCGGCGCACCCAGCAUACCUCCCGAAAUCUCCCGCCGCCCAUGCCCGCACAGCGCACUGAUCCUCCUCUGCUCGCAAAAGACGCGCGACGCACGCUGCGGACAGUCCGCGCCGCUGCUGCGCAAGGAGCUGGAACGUCACCUGCGGCCCCUAGGCCUCUUCCGCGACAUGGAUGACGAGCGACCCGGUGGUGUGGGCAUCUACUUCAUCUCGCACGUUGGAGGACACAAGUACAGCGCCAACGUCAUGGUGUAUCGCCGGCCGGACCCCUUCGGUCUGGAUAACGUGGAGCGGGCGAAGGAAGGGGGCGAGCUGAAGCCAAAGCCGAGGGUGGCAGCUCUCCCGGAGACGGAAGACGUAGGCGCCGCACAGUGUAUCUGGCUGGCGAGGAUCAAGCCCGAGGACUGCGAGAACCUGGUGCGCUACACGAUUCUGCAGGGUAAGGUGGUCAAGCCUGAGACGCAGCUGCGUGGCGGGUUUGACCGUGCAAAGGGGAUGAUGAGUUGGUAA